AUGAAUGCUGAAAUAUUUCAAAAAUGGUUUAUUGAACUAUUAAAUAAUCUUGAAGAGCCGUGUGUCAUAAUAAUAGACAAUGCGUCAUAUCAUUCCACGUUGGUAGAAAAUUACCCCAAAAGAAAUUGGAAAAAAGCUGACGUACAAAAAUGGUUGACUGAAAAAAAUAUUGAAUUUAGUCCACUUGAAACGUUACCAGAACUUCACCAAAAAAUUAAAGCCUUAAUUCCACGCGAAAAGCAAUAUUUGCUUGACCAAAUUGCUUUAGAAAAUGGACACGAAGUAAUACGGUUACCUCCUUAUCAUUGCCAGUACAAUCCAAUCGAACUUAUAUGGGCCCAAGUUAAAAGUCAAGUAGCGAAAAACAAUAAUACGUUCAAGAUGGUGGAUAUCGAACGUCUUACCCACGAAGCGUUAGAUGCGGUAACCAAAGAGGAUUGGGAGAAGUGUGUAAGACAUGCCGAACAACUACAGGAGUUAGAUAAUCAAAAGACCAAGGUAGUCAUGUUUUUUAGAUAG
Rhopalosiphum maidis (corn leaf aphid) is the source of this 519-nucleotide messenger RNA. RefSeq lists its product as uncharacterized. The transcript has a single exon. NCBI's taxonomy places the organism in Eukaryota, Metazoa, Arthropoda, Insecta, Hemiptera, Aphididae. The record is from RefSeq and is a predicted model, not a curated record. Gene Ontology annotation, molecular function: nucleic acid binding. Bases 1 to 519 code for a protein of 172 amino acids.